AUGACAUUCGUGUCUUUGUCGGUAGCCUGGUCUAUCAUUUACCGAGAUCAUAGUUACUUUCUUACGGACUUGACAGGGACACAAAAAAUAAAAACGGUUGCAUUGAUUGGUACUCAUAAAUCUGCCACUUAUAAAACUUUUAUACUGGCGGCUCAAUCACAACAAUUGAACAUAACUGAACAAUUAAAAGCAGGUGUACGAGUAUUUGACCUUCGAGUACGUAGCAUUGAGAAUGUUUUUGCAAUGCAUCGUAAUCUCGUAUAUUUGAGAAUGAUGUGUGGUGAUAUAGUGAACCAAGUGAUAGAAUUUUUUAAAGAAUAUCCAUUCGAAUUUGUGAUAAUGUUUAUGCAAAAGGAGUAUGUUAGUGAAGCGUACACAAUAACAGAAUGUGAAAUCCUAGAAAACAAAUACAUUAAGCCACUUGGUAAUCUGUUUGUACAAUUUUGGUCAGUCACUGACACUACUGAAAAAUAUCGGGGUAAAAUUUUAUGGGCUUGUGGUAAUAGGGGCUAUGGGAAAUGUGUGGCGACUUUGGCUUGCGAGCAGCAAAAUCAAUAG
Molecule: messenger RNA, 558 nt
Organism: Microplitis demolitor
Lineage: Eukaryota; Metazoa; Arthropoda; Insecta; Hymenoptera; Braconidae
Product: 1-phosphatidylinositol phosphodiesterase-like
Exons: 1
Coding region: 1-558 (185 amino acids)
Biological process (GO): lipid metabolic process
Molecular function (GO): phosphoric diester hydrolase activity
Source: RefSeq, a predicted model, not a curated record